Messenger RNA from Acanthoscelides obtectus, 2298 nucleotides. The record is from the annotation of a GenBank genome assembly. NCBI's taxonomy places the organism in Eukaryota, Metazoa, Arthropoda, Insecta, Coleoptera, Chrysomelidae.
AUGGCCCGAGGUGCGGAGGAGCUGAACAUUAACAACGAUCAAAAUUUAGAUGAAUAUGUUAGCAUUGAUCAAAACACUCUAAGUGAAGAAGAUGCUGAGCUUGCACAUUUAGUCGUAGAACUAGGUGGUGAAACUAAUCAAGAAAAUGAGACGGAUGACGAAAUUGAGGAGAUUCAAGAAGAGGAAAAUAAAUAUAAAAACUUGGAAGCAGCGAGAAUUGUCAUCAUCAGUUCAGCUGCCUUCAUCAUGAGAACACCUACACUGGCCUUUUUGGGCUGCAUUGCAAUCGCAUACCUUCAGCUUGCGGAAUCUGGAACAGUAUCUGGAUCAUCAGCAUCUGCUGCAGCUAGGGCACAGGCUCUAUCUGCUACAUCCAAUAAAAGAGGUCUGGCCAAAUCUGCCGCCCUAGCAGCUGCUGGCGCAUCUGCAAACUCAAAAGCGUCUUCUAACACCGACAGCCUUGCUCAUUCUGCCAGCUCAGCAAAAGCUGCUGCCGGAGCUCAAUCCUUAUCUGGAGCUCAAGGAGUAUCAGCUUCUCAAUCCAGUGCUGGCGCAGGAGCUGCAGGUGCCUUAUCUGGAGCAAAUGCUGGAUCUAAGGGAGCUGGAGCAGUGUCAGGAGCAGGAUCUAUUGCUGGCUCAAGAGUUUCUGGUGUAUCAAGAGAAUCGUCAUCUUCGGGUGCGCUGGCUGGAGCAUUAUCUAGGUCUAGAGUAGCCGGAAAAGUGUCAGGAGCAGGUGCUGCUGCAGGUGCUGUAGCUGGUUCAGGAGCUUCUGGUGUAUCAAGAGGAUCUUCAUCUGCUGGUGCGCUAGCUGGAGCAGGAUCUAGGUCUAGAGUAGCCGGUAGAGUGUCAGGAGCAGGUGCUGCAGCUGGUGCAGUAGCUGGUUCAAAAUCGAGUGGAAAGACAGCCUUCAUCAUGAAAAUAGCAACACUGGCCUUUUUGGGCUGCACUGCCCUCGCAUACUUUCAGCUUGCGGAAUCUGGAACAGUAGCUGGAUCAUCAGCAUCUGCUGCAGCUAGGGCACAGGCUCUAUCUUCUACAUCCGAUAAAAGAGGUCUGGCCAACUCUGCCGCCCUAGCAGCUGCUGGCGCAUCUGCAAACUCAAAAGCAUCUUCUAACACCGACAGCCCUGCUUAUUCAGCCAGCUCAGCAAAAUCUGCUGCUGGAGCUCAGUCCUUAUCUGUAGCUCAAGGUCUAUCAGCUUCUCAAUCCAGUGCUGGCGCAGGAGCUGCCUCUAUCUCCCGCAACACCAACAGCCUUAACGUUGCUCAAUCGAAUGCUGGUGCUGGAGCUACCUCCAUCUCUCAAAACGUAGUUCAAUCUAGCUCAGGAGCAGGAGCCUCAGCGUUGAGUACAGGUGGUGUAUCGCAAUCCAGCAGUCUAGCUGGAGCUUCAUCUUCCGUUAUUGGAUCUACCUACCAGGGUAUUAGACGCGUAUCAGGACAAGUUGGGCUUUCCGGACUACCAGGCUUGAACGGUCAACCUGGCUCCAAUGGACCUUCUGGACCCGCAGGUCCCCCAGGACCACCUGGACCUCCCGGACCCCCAGGCCCCGCAGGUACUCCAGGCCUUAACGGACUUCCAGGACCUCAAGGUCUCCCUGGAUUAGACGGUCUACCAGGACUGCCAGGACCAAUAGGACCAAUGGGCCCAGUGGGACCUCAAGGCAUCGCAGGACCUGAAGGACCUAGUGGACAAGAAGGACCUGCUGGACCAGCCGGACAACCAGGGCCAAAAGGAUCUCAGGGAUUGAGAGGACCCAGAGGACUACAAGGUAUCCAAGGACCAAUCAGCUACGGACCCAUGAUUCAACCACAGCCCAUCCAGUACCAGGUACCAUCUCAAACCCUUGCUGUAUCUAGGUCAUCAGCAACUAGUUCAUCUCAAGUAGCUAGCGGUGAAGCAUCUGCAGGUGUCUUAUCUGGAGCAAUUGCUGGAUCUAAUGGAGCUGGAGCAGUGUCAGGAGCAGGAGCUAUAGCUGGCUCAAGAGUUUCUGGUGUAUCAAGAGGAUCGUCAUCUGCUGGUGCUCUGGCUGGAGCAGGAUCUGGAUCUAGAGUAGCCGGAGGAGUGUCAGGAGCAGGUGCUGCUGCAGGUGCGGUAGCUGGUUCAGGAGCUUCUGGUGUAUCAAGAGGAUCUUCGUCUGCUGGUGCGCUGGCUGGAGCAGAAUCUGGGUCUAGAGUAGCCGGAGGAGUGUCAGGAGCAGGUGCUGCAGCUGGUGCAGUAGCUGGUUCAAAGUCGAGUGGAAGGAGUGCCGCUGUAGCUGGGGCUAAAGCUGGAGCUGCUACCAACAGUGUUGCAUAA